Quercus robur (English oak) is the source of this 2228-nucleotide messenger RNA. RefSeq names its product glutamate--tRNA ligase, chloroplastic/mitochondrial. NCBI's taxonomy places the organism in Eukaryota, Viridiplantae, Streptophyta, Magnoliopsida, Fagales, Fagaceae. The record is from RefSeq and is a predicted model, not a curated record. The transcript is spliced from 12 exons. Gene Ontology annotation, molecular function: glutamate-tRNA ligase activity; ATP binding; zinc ion binding. Bases 326 to 2047 code for a protein of 573 amino acids. Gene Ontology annotation, biological process: glutamyl-tRNA aminoacylation.
CUGUGUUCCUCUUUUUCUCUCUCUUAUCUGCCUCUUUCUCCGAUCAACAACACCGCCCUCAUCCUUUGGUGGACUGUGGCAGUUUGGACUGAAGAUCGGAUGUGAUAUGGAUUUUUUUUAAGAGUUAACACACCAACUGUUAUUUCUCUUUCUUCUGUUUUGCCAUUGAUGUGUUUUAAAGUAGCACGUGACAGACAGCGUGAGUUAGUGAGAGAGAGAGUAACAUAAGAAUAAGAUAAAGCGCUGUUGGGUGAAGCUAACGGCAAAAACGCUAAACUAUAGACACAGAUUCACAGAAUUGAAUUUGGGUUUGAGAUUGAGAAGAAUGGCAACGACCUUAAUAGGAACAACGCCGUCGUGGAUGAGGAUGAGGAUUAGUAUAAUCCCUGAGGUUGCUUCUCCUUCCAUUUUCCGCCAAUCCUGUCUCUUUUUUAACAAACGCUUUCGCAGUAGCAGCAGGAGUUUCUCAAUCUCGGCCACUGCAGAGGAUAAAGCAGUCCGCGUGCGUUUCGCUCCUUCGCCAACAGGGAACCUCCACGUGGGUGGAGCUCGAACUGCGCUCUUCAAUUAUUUGUUCGCAAGGUCCAAAGGUGGCAAAUUUGUGUUGAGAAUUGAAGACACUGACCUGGAGAGGUCCACUAAAGAAUCUGAGGAUGCCCUCUUGCGAGAUCUCUCUUGGCUAGGUCUUCACUGGGAUGAAGGUCCUGGUGUUGGUGGAGACUAUGGUCCAUACCGACAAUCCGAAAGAAACUCUCUGUACAAGCAACAUGCUGAGAAACUUUUAGACUCUGGUUAUGUUUAUCGUUGCUUUUGUUCCAACGAGGAACUGGAAAAAAUGAAGGAGAUUGCAAAACUAAAGCAGCUGCCUCCUGUAUACACUGGAAAGUGGGCAACUGCAACUGAUGAAGAAGUACAAGAGGAGCUGGCAAAGGGAACCCCUUAUACAUAUCGGUUUCGUGUGCCAAAGGAUGGGAGUUUGAAAAUUAAUGACCUUAUUCGAGGCGAAGUUAGUUGGAACUUGGACACACUUGGAGAUUUUGUAAUAAUGAGGAGCAAUGGGCAACCGGUUUACAAUUUUUGUGUCACAGUUGAUGAUGCUACCAUGGCUAUAUCACAUGUUAUAAGGGCAGAGGAACAUUUACCAAAUACUUUAAGGCAAGCACUGAUAUAUAAGGCUUUGGGAUUCUCAAUGCCUUCUUUUGCACAUGUUUCCUUAAUUCUUGCACCUGAUCGGAGUAAGCUGUCAAAACGGCAUGGUGCAACUUCUGUGGGUCAGUUCAGGGAGAUGGGAUAUCUACCCCAAGCAAUGGUGAACUACUUGGCACUUUUAGGUUGGGGAGAUGGCACUGAAAAUGAAUUUUUCACCCUUGAGCAACUUGUUGAAAAAUUCUCAAUUGGUCGUGUCAACAAAGGUGGUGCUAUCUUUGAUUCUACUAAGUUAAGGUGGAUGAAUGGUCAGCAUUUAGGAGCACUACCAUCAGAGGAGUUGACCAAGCUUGUUGGUGAGCACUGGAAAAGCACUGGUAUCCUCACAGAGUCGGAGGGGACAUUUAUCCUAGAAGCGGUUCAGCUGCUCAAGGAUGGGAUUGACUUGAUAACAGAUGCAGACAAAGCACUCUCAAACUUGAUAUCUUAUCCUUUACUUGGUACUUUAAACAGUCCUGAAGCUAAACCUGUCUUAGAAGAUAAGCUUUCUGAAUUUUCAGCCGACCUCAUAGCUGCCUAUGACAGUGGUGAACUCCUUGGUGCUCUUGAAGAAGGGCAUGCUGGCUGGCAGAAGUGGGUGAAGAACUUUGGCAAAUCGCUAAAGCGCAAGGGGAAAUCACUCUUCAUGCCUCUGCGAGUGUUGCUAACAGGAAAACUCCAUGGCCCGGAUAUGGGUGCAAGUGUUCUUUUACUCCAUAGAGCUGAAACCUGUGGUGUUUUUGCUCCAGAAGCUGGGUUUGUGACAUUGGAUGAGAGGUUCAAAAUGCUGAGGCAACUUGACUGGGAAGCAUUAAUAAAGGAUCAGUCUCCUUUGGAAUCUGCUGCUGCUAUAUCAAACUGAGAAUUCGCAGUUUUGACCGGCUAUUUCUAAAAAUUAGUUCAUCCAUAUAUUUUUUUAGAAUGUUUUUUUCUGUUGUCAAGAGCAGUUGAUUUGAUUAUGAAGGUUCCAUCUUUAGUAUACUAUCUACCAUUUUAUAAUGUUAUGAAUGCAAUAAGUAAGUCUCCCUUCCUUGGAUUGGUCA